CCUCUCUAAAGAGUCCAAAAAGUCGCGCUCGACGCAUGUAAAUCAAGACAUUGCAUGGCUGUCGCAGGCGACGGAACCCAUUUUGACGAUAUAACGUUUCUGUGAUCUAUAAUCCACCUACAGGCUCCGGAUGCCAUAUGAAAGAAACUAAAAAGUGGUCGACGAAACGGGUCUGAGCCACGGCAACCCUCGUGGACAGCCUGAAGUCGACUUGGAAUCAGUCUACGAGUGCUCCCACAGGACAGGCCUCAAGGCUUCAAUAACGUCACCAUGAACGCCGUUGAUGGGUCUGAUCACUAUGAGCGCACAAUAACGGAGGAGUCCCCGUCACUUCUAACAAUCGUCCUCGACACGAAUCCCCAUGCCUGGGCGCUCCUCCAUGAUACCCUACCUCUUUCCAAAGCCGUCGCCAAUCUUAUGGUAUUCAUAAAUGCCCAUCUAGCCUUCAACAAUUCCAACCAGGUGGCAGUUGUCGCAAGCCACAGCCAUCGUGCGGCAUGGCUCUAUCCCCGCCCUCCCAGUGCGCGCGGGGCUGGAGAAGAUACAGCGAUGACCGAUGGGCAUGAUCGCACGACCAAGGCCCCAAACGACGCGAACAAGUACCGCCCAUUCUCUCUUAUCGAGUACGACCUUCUCACUUCCUUACGAGAGCUCAUCGACUCGACGACUACAGAAGACGUCGCCUCCACAACCACCACCCAAAUGGCUGGGGCGCUGACCCUCGCACUUUCAUACUCGAACAAGGCCACAGUGACCUACAACGAGUCCGGUGUCUCUCCCAGCGGCAAGUCCCACCCCGACGGAAGUGAGAACCCCACAGAUGAUGCCCCCCGAGGGCUCCUGUGCCGCAUCCUCGUCAUCUCCGUAUCAGGAGACUUAGCACAUCAAUACAUCCCUAUCAUGAACACCACAUUCGCGGCCCAACGACUGCGGAUCCCAAUCGAUAUUCUCAAGUUAUCAGGAGAUACCGUGUUCCUGCAACAGGCUUCCGACGCCACGAAUGGAACCUACAUGCAACUACGCAACCCCCAAGGCCUCCUUCAAUCUCUUAUGCUCGGUUUUCUCCCCGAUCAGAGCGCGCGGACACAUCUAAUAUCUCCAACACAAGAGGUGGUUGACUUCAGAGCGGCUUGUUUCUGCCACAGGAAUGUGGUUGACGUCGGGUUUGUAUGCAGCAUUUGCCUAAGCAUAUUCUGCUCGCCCCCGGAAGGUGCGAUUUGCCUUACAUGCGGAACACAUCUCGCCCUCGGCAACUACGGCGCAAAACCAGCGGUCGUGCCGAGGAAAAAGAAGAAGAAGAGGAGGAUUGUUAAUGGUACCGAGUCUGGCUCAAAUGUUGGGACACCAGUGCCCGGCGAAUAAUGUGUAUUUUUUACUCGGUUGUCCUAUAAUAGACAGGUUAUAAAAGGAUAUCAGGAUGUUAUUGUGAUUGUGGUGCACAGUGGGUGAAUAAACACAGAAUGUGUACAAGUAUAUGGCUAUAAUAUUCAACUAAGAUCUAGCUAACUAAGUAAUCAAAACGCCAGAUCCCUGUUACCG
This is a messenger RNA of Pseudogymnoascus verrucosus, 1539 nucleotides long. It is a transcript of the gene TFB4, whose product is annotated as RNA polymerase II transcription factor B subunit 4. The record is from RefSeq and is a predicted model, not a curated record. The transcript is spliced from 3 exons. Gene Ontology annotation, cellular component: transcription factor TFIIH core complex; transcription factor TFIIH holo complex. Bases 271 to 1362 code for a protein of 363 amino acids. Gene Ontology annotation, biological process: regulation of DNA-templated transcription; nucleotide-excision repair. Lineage: Eukaryota; Fungi; Ascomycota; Leotiomycetes; Thelebolales; Thelebolaceae.